Molecule: messenger RNA, 1126 nt
Organism: Cooperia oncophora
Lineage: Eukaryota; Metazoa; Nematoda; Chromadorea; Rhabditida; Trichostrongylidae
Source: the annotation of a GenBank genome assembly
UUCUAGUCGUUUAGCAGCACCGCAACUUAAGUCUUCCUCUCCUCCUAGAAAAACUCUCUCUGGGCGCCGUAUCAUUGCUCCAAACUCAGUUACUACCUCACUUUCUCCUUCUCAUAUCUUGCGCUCUACUUGUGCCCCCACUACAAAGAGAUCUGCUGCUCAGACGGCUGCUCGAUCAGCUGUUCGCAAAGCUACGGCAAGGGUUUCUGCUAGGCGAAAUCAGCAGACAAAAACGGAACCUGGCAAAGCAAGCCCUCCUCCCAGCUCGUCACCAUCGCCAAUCAAUCAUGAAACGAAGAAACGUCGUGGAAGACCGCCGCGUAAGUCCUUGGUUUCCGGAGACACUGCUUCACAGGAGCCCCCUGCUCCAUCAGCGGAAAUGACUCCAAAGCAGGAACCGCCUAAGUCUCCUGUACCAAUUAAACAGGAGGCUGUGAAGCCGAAAUCACCUCCUGCUGUCCCAAGAAGUACGGCAACAUUGACAUCGGCAUCUUAUUGCGUUCGUCCAUCGACGAUUGUCGGCUCAGUGCUCACCACGUCGGCAUCGCCGUCACCGUCCCGUCAUCCUGCUCUCUCCUCUUCACCGUUCAAGGCACCAGUUCCACCACAACCGCGCUUUCCUGUACGUACACUGUCGCGGCAUUCACAGCUCCCACUUCCUCCUUCGUCUCCUCUCUCCAACAUGACUUCUGCUCGUACUCCUUUCCAGUCAUCUCCAGUUCGUCUUCCUGUGCGGGUUCUGCAGUCCCCUCCAUCAACAUCGCGUCCCUCUAGUCAACCUGUAAGCGUCAGUGGUUCAUCAAUCCAGUCUUCACCACCGUUGCUUGUCCGACGACCAGGCACCCUCGCUCGUGUUGCUGUGCCGGUGAGCACGGUGCCAACCCAACGAGCUCACCAACGCUAUGUGGUGGUGGGUCGUUCGGCUAACAAUGUGCCUGUAGUGAUGCCAACAACGGUCCGCCAUAGUGGCGCUGUGCCAGUUCGACGGGUUAUAGUGCAGGCAAGGGCUACCACCCAAGCUCAAUCGCCGGUGAUUCAACGACCUGGCCUGGGCGAAUACGAGAGGCCAAGAUUGCAGUUUCGUAGUCGGACGUCAAGUCAAGACUCCACAACGGAGCAACAAUAA